Messenger RNA from Eruca vesicaria subsp. sativa (arugula), 1125 nucleotides. Lineage: Eukaryota; Viridiplantae; Streptophyta; Magnoliopsida; Brassicales; Brassicaceae. The record is from the annotation of a GenBank genome assembly.
AUGGGUGAGAAGUUAGCUAACACAAUGAACCUGGACUUGAAUCUAGGCCCUGAUCCUGAGUCAGAUCUUCAGACUGGUGAAGGUAGUGAAAGAGGUAAUGAGGAUCUGAAAAUGUGUGAGAACAACGGGGGAGAAGAUAUUGGGGACAGUGUGUCAGAGAAGAAAGGGGAUGUUGAGAAGAACAGUGGCGGUGGUGAUGGUAACUUCUUUGAUUGUAAUAUAUGUUUGGAUAUGUCAAAGGAGCCGGUUCUCACCUGUUGUGGCCAUCUUUAUUGUUGGCCUUGUUUAUUCCAAUGGCUACACAUCUCUGAUGCAAAGGAAUGUCCUGUUUGCAAAGGAGAAGUGACAGCUAAAACCGUGACACCUAAAACCGUGACACCUAUCUAUGGGUGUGGGAACCAUAAAAGAGAAGUUGAAGAGAGUAUAGAUACCAAGAUCCCUAUGAGACCACAUGCUAGACGCAUUGAGAGUUUGAGGAAUACAAUUCAAAGGUCUCCUUUUACAAUACCGAUGGAGGAAAUGAUUAGACGUAUACAGAGUAGGUUUGAGAGGGACUCAACCCAUGUCCCUGAUUUUAGUAGUAACCGCGAGGCGUCAGAAAGAGUGAAUGACCGAGCCAAUUCGAUUCUUAACCGGUUGAUGACUUCUAGAGGAGUUAGAUCAGAGCAGAACCAGGCUAGUGCUGCAGCAUCAGCUGAGGAUAUUAAUGUAAAUCCAAACAUUGCUGCCCCUGAUCUUGAAGGAGAAACCACAACGAGAUUCCAUCCUCUGUUAAUCAGGAGACACCUGCAGUCACAUAGAGUUGCAAGGAUCUCGAACUUCACUUCUGCAUUGAGUUCUACUGAAAGGCUUGUAGACGCGUAUUUUAGAACUCAUCCAUUGGGGAGGAACCACACCCACCAAGAGCUGAACCAUCAUUCUCCUGUUGUGGUUGAUGAUAGAGACUCUUUCUCAAGCAUUGCAGCUGUUAUAAACUCUGAGAGUCAAGUGGAUACUGCAGUUGAGAUUGAUUCCAUGGUCACUCUUUCGACAUCUUUUUCGAGGAGAAGGAAUGAGAAUGGGUCGAGGGUUUCUGAUGUAGACAGUGCAGAUUCUCGCCCGCUUAGGAGGAGGAGAUUUACUUGA